UUCAUGGGGCCAGUAGGAGCCUUCUUCAUGACGCUAGGACUCCCAGUUGCUGUAUUUGGCCUGUAUUUAUUCUGCAACAAAGACUCCUGUCAGAUUUAUCCACUCAAACGUCUCCUUCAAGUCAAAUUACCACCUUGCGAUCAAUUUUGGCACCCACUUGCUUUCCUGAUAUGCGUGGGAUGGUUUGUUGCUAAUGUCAUAAUUUAUUUGAUUCCUUUGGGGAGAACUGUACAAGGAUCUCUCUUACGUGAUGGGACUAAACUCACAUAUCGCAUUAAUGCAGUUUAUGCUUUUAUCUUGUCUCACAUUGUGUUUGUAGUCGCUUACUGCUACUACAAACUUAGCGUUAGUUUCAUUUACCAUCACUACCUCUCGUUCGUAACGUCUGCUGUCCUUCUCUCGUUCAUUCUUUCAAUCUAUUUAUACGCACGUUCAUUUCGUAGUUCAGCUUUACUUGCUCUUGGAGGAAACAGCGGGAACUUCUUCUAUGACUUUUUCAUUGGACGAGAACUCAAUCCUCGCAUUGGAGCCUUCGACUGGAAGUUUUUCUGUGAGUUGCGUCCGGGUCUAAUAGGAUGGACGCUCAUCAAUUACUGUAUGCUGGCAGCCCAAUGGGAAAAGCAUGGAGUGGUCAGUAACUCAAUGAUACUCGUCUGUGUAUUCCAGGCCUGGUAUGUCUUUGAUGCCCUAUUGUUUGAGGAAGCAAUACUAACCACAAUGGAUAUUGCUCAUGAUGGAUUUGGCUUCAUGCUAGCUUUUGGUGAUCUUGCUUGGGUCCCAUUCACAUACAGCCUUCAAGCAAGGUAUCUUGUAGAUCACCCCAAUCACCUCUCAUGGUGGGCCCUGGCUGGCAUCGUCGCUCUCAAGCUAUGUGGGUACUACAUUUUUAGAUCCUCAAACUCGCAAAAGGACCAGUUUCGUAGGGACCCGUUCCACCCGUCCGUCAAAAACUUUAAAACUUUACCGACUAAAAGAGGCACAAGGCUCCUUCUUUCGGGCUGGUGGGGGAUAUGUCGUCAUCCGAAUUAUGUCGGUGAUCUUAUGAUGGCCCUCUCUUGGUGCCUGCCUUGUGGCUUCAAUCACGUUCUUCCUUAUUUCUAUUUCAUUUAUUUUGCUGUCCUCCUCAUCCAUCGCCAGCUCAGAGAUGAAGAUAACUGUCGUGGGAAGUACGGUGAUGAUUGGACGAGAUAUUGUAACAUUGUCAAGUGGAGGCUUUUGCCAGGAAUUUACUAAGGAUUGCAGAACUUUUUGCAUGAGCUAUUAUUAUUUUUGCUACAAUAGAAAAAUACAUGAUUACAAAAAACAAAAAUAUAAAAAUAUAACUUUAGUAGCCAAAUGAUACCAUUUUCUAAUUAUUAUUAUUAUUAUUAGUUUUAGUUUAUUUCUAUUUCUUCUUCAUUGCCUUUGAUUUUGCAACAAA
This is a messenger RNA of Amphimedon queenslandica, 1420 nucleotides long. RefSeq names its product lamin-B receptor-like. The record is from RefSeq and is a predicted model, not a curated record. Gene Ontology annotation, cellular component: endoplasmic reticulum membrane; nuclear inner membrane. The transcript has a single exon. The annotation marks the transcript as partial. Gene Ontology annotation, biological process: cholesterol biosynthetic process. Gene Ontology annotation, molecular function: Delta14-sterol reductase activity. NCBI's taxonomy places the organism in Eukaryota, Metazoa, Porifera, Demospongiae, Haplosclerida, Niphatidae.